Acyrthosiphon pisum (pea aphid) is the source of this 1152-nucleotide messenger RNA. Its product is annotated as zinc finger protein 525-like. Gene Ontology annotation, molecular function: DNA-binding transcription factor activity, RNA polymerase II-specific. Bases 1 to 849 code for a protein of 282 amino acids. Lineage: Eukaryota; Metazoa; Arthropoda; Insecta; Hemiptera; Aphididae. Gene Ontology annotation, biological process: regulation of transcription by RNA polymerase II. The transcript is spliced from 2 exons. Gene Ontology annotation, cellular component: nucleus. The record is from RefSeq and is a predicted model, not a curated record.
AUGACGCCCAAUGGCGUCAAACAGCGUCUGUCUAAAAAAUUAUUCAAUGACGCUGAUGACGCCAAUAGGCGUCAUAAAAAAAAAGGUGGAUCUUUGAGCAGAACUGAAGAAAACAAAAUUAAAACCGAAAUAAAAAUCGAAAAAAAUGUUGUCGACAGUUUUGAAUUUGAAGGAACAGUUUUUGAGGAAAAUAAUACUGCAGAACUUAUUAAUCGGAUGAAUUUGGACAAGACAUCUAGAUCUAACUUAAGAAAAAAAGAAUUCAUUUGUUUUAUUUGUAAUAAAUCAUUUAAUUAUAAAUCACCAUUGAAAAAACAUAUACUCCUUCAUUCCAGAAAAGAACUUUACAAUAGCACGGUUUAUAAUAAAAAACAUAAUAAGUAUUUAAAACCAAACUUGAAAAUGCACAUAAGUGAUAAACCUAUUAAAUGUAAUAUCUGUGAUCGAACGUUUUCAUCGAGAUUUUAUUUAAUAAGUCACACAAUGACACACGCCGGAGAAAAACCAUUCAUAUGUGGUAUCUGUGGUCAAGCGUUUCCUCAAUCACGUUCUUUAAAAAGACACUCAAGGAUACACACAGGAGAUAAACCAUUCAAAUGUGAUAUCUGUGGGCAUGCGUUUUUUCAAUCAUCAGAUUUAUCAAUACAUACAAGGACACAUACUGGAGAAAAACCAUUCAAAUGUGAUAUAUGUGAUCGAGCGUUUUCUCAAUCACAAUCUUUAAAAAGACACACGAGGACACACACUGGAGAAAAGCCAUUCAUAUGUGAUAUCUGUGGUCGAGCGUAUUCUCAAUCAACACAUUUAAAAAAUCAUACGAGGAAAUAUCAUGGGGAAAAAGCCAAAUAAAUCUGAUAUCUGGGAUCAAGUGUUUAUACCAAUAGAUUUCCUUAAAAAUACAACAUAUAACACUCUGUUUAAUUCUGUGGAGAUCGAUCAGUUUUAUUUUUAUAUGUCUCCUUGUCGGUUUUUAUUGAUUACUUCAAUUUGUUCCAUUAUUGUACAUUUAACUACGUUUAAUUACAUUUAUAUAUUAUUUCUUAUGUUGAAUUAUUUACGAGCCAAUAGAAAUAAUCACAAAAAUAUAAGUAUUCAAUGCACAAAAAAUAAAGUCGAAUAUAUAAUUGUUUUUUUUUUAACUAGAAUUGUAAU